AUGUACGGACGUCGCCCGCCGGGACCCAACGAUGUGCGACCCGGUGCCGAGUCACGCAGUGGCCCGGCAUCUGGCCCCGGAUCUAGCGGCGGAGACACGCCCAUGUCCAGGGCCGAAAAGUUCGAGGACGAGAAGAAGCGAAUUAUCCAGAGCUGCUACUCCAAAAAAGAUAGCGAUGGCACUUUGAUUGAGUCCUAUAUCACACACGUCCGAAUUACCGAAGAUGCGGCGCAUCCCUCGACACCAGCCCCGCCGGAAUCGUCUCCGGCGAACAAGAAACCCCGCGUCAUCAUCGUAUCUGUUCGGAGAUCAGGUCGGGUUCGAAUGCAUAAAGCCCGAGAAAAUGGCGACGGAACUUUUUCCAUUGGCAAGACGUGGAUGCUGGAUGACCUGACUGGUAUCCAAUCCUAUAGCGCAUUCGUGCCACAUACGCCAACAGAGCAACAGCACAAAGAGUGGGCAGGAAGCGCUGGCUUCGUGGUGAUUGUGGGGAAGCCAUACUACUGGCAUGCUCGCAGCCCCAAGGAAAAAGAGUUCUUCAUUGGCAGUCUAGUCAAGAUUUACAAGAAGUACACCGGAGGCAAAGUCCCGAACCUCAUAGGGUUCGACGAAAGAGAGAGGCAGUUGCUCACUGGGAAUCUCAACCCUCCGGCGCCUUCUGGACCACCAGCUUCAGCCUCACGAGGGGGCCCCGAACCCUCGCCAGAGACUCACGCAUCUACUCAACGGCAAAUGCCACCACAACAACCGCCCUACAAUCGCAACCCCAGCCGCGAAGGGUCCCGUGAGCCACGGCGGAAAGCCUCGGACGAUCCUCCACUUCGGUCACAGAAGAGUCGGGAGCAGAUGCCGCGCUCUGCUCCCAGGCGAGCACCUUCACCCUUCGGUCCACCCCAGAACCCGCCGCCAACUGGGCCACUUCCGCGCACAGAUCAAAGGAGUAGAGACCCUCCCCCAACCUUUCUGCAUGUUGGUGAAGAAUCCGAUAGGGAGUCUUCUCAGGGAGACGCCCGGGGUCCUCCAUCUCCAGACACUCGUGCGGCGCCAAUCCCGCCUUCACUUCUCGCAGCUCGAGGUUCCGAGGCCGUGGCCACGGAGCCAAAGCGAAGUACAGAGGCUUCUCGUCCCACGACAGCUAACUCCUCUACCAGUGACAAUCGAGGUGCAAUUCAGAGCGCUGAUGGGACCCAAAAGUCCACUCCCCACGACGUUCCUGACCCUGUUGCCGUCGUUGCCACACCUCCGGAGCCAACAGUCGAACCCCCGAGUCACCCAGUUGUCUCCGAAGAGGCAGGCUCAUCUUCUCCGGUUACAACAAUACAAAACCCACCAGUCCCUACACCUGCAAAGUCUACGGUAGACCCUCCCGCUGUGCCUGAAGAGGUUGCCACGUCCAAAGCUGCAGCUACUGUUGGCACCAAGGAUGAGGAUACCACUGAUAAUCAAAAGAUCGAAGAUGAAGGCGCAGAUGGAGAGGCACAUCGACCUGGUCUUGGUCCGAUGAUCAAGAAGAAAUCUACGAAAGACAUUGCAAAUGCGUUCCGAAAAGCUGCCAAUACAUAUGGCGCGUUCAAGCCCCGCGCUGGCGGAGCUGGAGAGCGUCUCCUGGCAGCUGCGAAAAAACAACAAGCCGCGACAGUGGGACCUGAUGGCAUUACAGCGGUCGUCCCCGCUCCAUCCCGGUCAACUAACGACGUCUCGAAGGUGGGUGCAGAUGACACUGUCGAAACAGAAACCUCGGCAGCGUCAACCAUUUCAGCACCUUCAGCACCCACCACUGCGCAGACCGCGCAGCCUGUGACACCGACGCUUCAAGUAACGCAGCCCGAAAAUGAGGUGUCAAUGCCAACUGCAAGCUUUGCAAACGAGACAAUUGAAUCGAGAGAUACCCCUCCAGAGAAUGUCAAAGUUGAAGAGCGCCCAAGAAGUCCCUCCCCGAGCGCCCAAAGUCAUCGGAAGAAGCGACGCGAAGACCAUACCGUCAAAUACUGUCAAUCCUUGGGCAUUGACCCAAGUGUACUUGAUGGACGCGGCAUUGAUUUUGACGAUAUUCUGACGGAUCUUGGAUGGAAUGGACGACUCGGCGACGAGCAGAAGCUUGAAGAUCUGGAAGCGGAUGUACGCCGGGAAAUUGGCCGAGUCGAGGCUACCAGCUGGCUGGGCAACCUUGAACAGCAGGAAGGAAAGGUCGAGCAGUUGGCAGUAUUGAUUGACAAGACCAUCGAGGAGUGUGAAGAGCUUGAUGGUCUGCUGACAUUGUACGCGCACGAGCUGAACACAUUACACGAAGAUGUUGCGUACAUUGAGGCACAGUCGCAAGGCCUGCAAGUGCAGACUGCGAAUCAAAAACUUCUCCAGAACGAAUUGCAGAAUCUGCUCAGGACUCUGUCUAUCUCACCGUCGGACGUGCGCCCCUUGCGAGAGGCCUCUCUGGCCAACUUGGAUGGAUUGAAGGAGACCGAGCACGCUCUGGCGACGCUUUACAAGGCAAUGCUGAUGAUUGAUGCGGAUAUUGGGCAGAAUAAGAGAAGGCAGGCCGACGCCAGUGUCGGUGUUUACGCCAGUACCGAGAUUGGCCAAAUGCGUGCGAUCAGGGAACGCAAGGACGAGUACCGCCAAGCCGCCCUGACGUUCCUCCAACGUUUGAAACCCUUCAUGGCUGUCGCCUUGAAGACGGCAGAACAGAAACGAACCGAUGCCGUCACUGGUUCACCAACAGAUCCUUUGAAACUCGAUGGCUUGGCACGUCAAAAGUUCCGCGAAGAAGUGUGGAGGUACAACACAUUGAUGCUAUUUGCAAAGGAAGUCAGCAUUUCGGAAUGGCAGGAUCUUGUGCUGCUUUACGAGCAACAAUCCAAGCCGUCAUAUCAGAAUGACCUCCGCGAAAAUCUAGCGGCGUGGAAAAAGGUAGCGCGCAAGCCCACGGGUGAUGAGCAAGAACUGCUUUUCACUCAUCAAGAGAAGGAGAAAGAGGCGGAAGGAAUCACGCUGGCUGCCCGUAAGCUCACCGUCCGACGUGGUAAGACGAUUCGUGCAGCUGCUGGCCUGAGACUGGGCUCGGGCGAGAAGAAGUCUACGGCGAAGGUGGAGCCCUUCGAGGCCUUUGGCUCGAGUUUGAGAGAGGCACUGCAGUUGAUGACGCACGAGCAAAACUUCAUUGUUCAAUUCUUCCACCUCGACUCCCUUGCCAUUGCCGAUUUCUCAGAGCUGGUUGCUGCGGCCGGGCCGGAAGCUCGACCCUGCCCCAGUUUCACCGCCAAGCAAACUCCGGACGCUGAUCGCCAGGCGGCGAAGCGUGUAGAACAGAUCAUGGACGAUAUCUUCUCCUUCUGGCCUAAUGACUUACAGAGUACGGUCGAUUGGGUCGUUCAGGCAGAUCCUAUGCAAGGAAUUGGUAUUCUUACCUCUCUGGAGUCCGCUAUCGUGCAGCUCGACGACACCAAUCAGGAGUUCAUCGUUCACUCUCUGCAGAAGAUCCACUCACGACUGAUGGGAUUGUUCAACCGAUUUGUAGAUGAGCAAAUACGCGGCAUUGAGGACACGAAAGUGAAAGUCAACAAACGAAAGGGAGUGAUCUCGUUCAUGCGGGUGUUCCCUAAUUUCUCCACUGCCGUGGAGAACAUGCUUGCCACCUCCACCGGGGAGACGAUUGAUAUUCGUAAUAAUGUCAACGAUGCAUACGAUCGUAUCAAUCGGGCAAUGUGGGAGAGUUUGAAAUUCAUCGCCAAGGAGGCACCUGGACAACCUCCCGGCGUGGCCGCCAGCGCUGGGGACCCCGAGGAUAAGGAGAUUCUGAAUUACCAUAUCUUGCUCAUCGAGAACAUGAAUCAUUAUAUGGAGGAGGUGGAUGCGCACAACCUGCCUGUUUUGCAACGGUGGGUGGAUCGAGCGCGUCAAGACUUUGAGGAGCACAUGCGAUUAUACCUCGACGCGGUCAUCCACCGGCCACUGGGCAAGAUGCUGGACUUUGUCCAGUCGAUCGAGAGCUUGCAGGUCAGUGGCAACCCUGCUGAGAUUGCGGCGCGGGCCAGUCACUCUCGCAUGGUUGCCAAGAAGAUUCUGUCCGCGUACGACGCCAAGGAAAUCAAACGCGGAGUGGAAAUGUUGAAGAAGCGGGUCGAGAAGCACUUUGGCGAUGCCGACGACCCUGGUCUCAGCCGUAGCCUGGUCUUGAAGGUCCUGCGGGAGUGUGAGCUUCGUUACGAGAAUGCUUGGGAUCGAACCCGGCGCCUCAUUGAUACCGUCUACGAGGGUCAAUUAGAAAUGGAGUGGCGCAAGGAGGAUGCUUUGAACAUGUUCCGAAAAUGA
This is a messenger RNA of Penicillium diatomitis, 4308 nucleotides long. Its product is annotated as GTP-Rho binding exocyst subunit SEC3. The record is from RefSeq and is a predicted model, not a curated record. Gene Ontology annotation, biological process: Golgi to plasma membrane transport; exocytosis. The transcript is spliced from 3 exons. Gene Ontology annotation, cellular component: plasma membrane; exocyst. NCBI's taxonomy places the organism in Eukaryota, Fungi, Ascomycota, Eurotiomycetes, Eurotiales, Aspergillaceae. Gene Ontology annotation, molecular function: phosphatidylinositol-4,5-bisphosphate binding. The coding region runs from base 1 to 4308 and encodes 1435 amino acids.